CCCAUUUCUUUUCCGAAAUCGAGACCUCGCCUUUUCCCUUCGCCUCUCGUAUUCUCUCAGGAUCCCCGCCGCAUUCCGGGAAGCCUAGGGCAGACUGGGAGCCAAGCAACAGGAAGAGAAGACCGGGUCGAGACAAAACCAGAAAAUGUACAAUAGGCAGUUCCUCCCAAGGAGAUGUCGAUUCCAUUCUCCAGCACCCACUACCGAAUUCCACAAGGAUUUGGGAAUCUUCUUGAAGGGCUCACACGUGAGAUUCUGAGGGAGCAACCGGACAGUAUACCAGCUUUUGCAGCAGCAUAUUUUGAGAAUCUUCUAGAGAAAAGAGACAAAACCAACUUUGAUCCAGCAGAAUGGGGGACUAAGGUAGAUGACCGCUUCUAUAACAACCAUGCAUUCAAGGAGCAAGAACCACUGGAGAAAUGUGAGCCUGGAAAAGAAAAGUCUCAGACAUCUAUGAAAGAGGUGACAGCCUUAAAUGAAUCUUCUGAAGAAGACAAGGACAUGGAGGAAAAUGCUGCUCUCAAAAUCCAAGCAGCCUUCCGGGGACACUUAGCCAGAGAGGAGGUAAAGAAAAUGAAAUCGAGUGAUCUUCAAGAAAAAACAGAGGAAAACGAGUGAGGAGAAUGGCUUUACCCCCUAGAAAACACGAAAAAAUCCAAAUCCAUCGACCUUGUCGUGACUGUCUUUUUUUCUUAAUAAGUGAGAUUUGAUGUAGUGAGAUAACAUUUGUUGCUGUUGUGAAAAUCUAUCGUGAGCAUUUGUUUAAUAAAUAUGCCA
This is a messenger RNA of Physeter macrocephalus (sperm whale), 777 nucleotides long. RefSeq names its product sperm autoantigenic protein 17 (gene SPA17). Gene Ontology annotation, cellular component: membrane; sperm fibrous sheath; cytoplasm. NCBI's taxonomy places the organism in Eukaryota, Metazoa, Chordata, Mammalia, Artiodactyla, Physeteridae. Bases 175 to 618 code for a protein of 147 amino acids. Gene Ontology annotation, biological process: binding of sperm to zona pellucida. The record is from RefSeq and is a predicted model, not a curated record. Gene Ontology annotation, molecular function: calmodulin binding. The transcript has 6 exons.